AAAUCCAUCAUGAACUCCAUCUGCUUGAUCACUUCAUGGACUCCACACCGUAGCUUUGUGAUGGUGCUUUUUCAUAGCCGAUGUCUUUCUUCGAGUUUCUUAGCAGAAUCAUGUUUCCUUAUGGACUACCGACACCCCCAUAUGACAACCAUGACACUUUAUAACUGGUAGCUGAAUCAAGAUGAAACCACAACAAUGCAUCCGGUAGUUAAAGCCUAGAGCACCUGACAGAUGAAGGACAUAGCAAAUUGGAGAUCGUGGCAAACUUUUCUGGUAUAGGUCUUGCAUAGCCGAUGUUUCUCUCAAGCUUCCUCUCAGAAUCUUUACACCGCUGUAGUUUAUCAAAUCAAAUUUAUUUCCCCUACUUAAAUAACUUGGAAAUUUUGAAAGGUUUUCAAAUCAAAACAUAUCUUUACUCCUCAAAUGACUCUCUCACAGGGGCAUUGUGUUGCCUCUUUCCUUUCCAUUUCUAACAAGGCCUUUUGUGGAGCUCAGGGUAGGGAUGAAAAGAAAACCUAUUUUGUAAGGUCAAAACCUAGAUCUAACGGAGAAAAGUCAUAAAAUUAGAUUAAGAUGUGUAUAUGUGUGGAAUUUUUCUAGAUGGAACUUGUAUCCUGGAGAAGUUUGAAGGACACCUGGGCCAAGAACCGAACACAGUUCCAACACAGACAAAAGCGCAUGUCAGGAAAGAAAAUCUCGGCCCAAUUAGUGACAUCACAGUGCCAAAGUGACACGCAGCCACGCGUCCAUCCUGGCCCUCGCCAGGUUGCCAGCCACGCGUGCCACGAACAUCGACAGACGCUACAUUCGCCGCGCACUCCCAGCUUCGAAAACCGCGGCACUCCAUUAUUUCUACACAAAACCCGGAGACGUUCUCACCAGAUCUCCGGCUUUAAAAGGUUUGAAAACUGGGAGGAAGCGAGAAACGACCUGCCUGCCGGUGCCGAGCACGAAGCAAAAGUUUAAAAAUCGUCACGCACACCAACGUACGCAAUCCAAAUCGUGCAAGCAAGGAUGCCACGUCCCACGCACAGAAACGCCGAGCAUGUGGCCACUUUCUCGAGUUUCAGUGGCCUCGCACACCGUUCCGGCCGAGCACUUUCCCGUUCGGUGCGGGCCGCCGCUUUCCGCCGGUUCCCGUGGCAGCACUCGGGGCUUUCCGUGUGGUUCGCCUUCGCCACGCAACGCGGGAGGAAAGGGCAUUAAAAAGGGAGCGGAGCGGGCACCGAGGCGUGCGUGCGUCGGUUUCAUCGCGCACACACACGCAUGACUCUGCAACUCGUCUCGAGCCUCCCCGCGCGGUGCUCCCGUCUCGCCGUUCCCCGCCUCCGAAGCUCCUGCAAGCUCAGUCCGCGAGCGAGCAUGUCGUCGUCCUUCUCGUCGGUGCCGGAGGACGCGUCCAUGGAGACGGAGGCGCCCCACGCGCCCGUCACCCGGGAGCGGAGGCUCAACCCCAGCCUGCACGAGCAGCUUCCCAAGCCAUAUCUCGCGCGGGCUCUGGAGGCGGUGGACCCGAGCCACCCGCAGGGGACCAGGGGGCGCGACCCCCGCGGCCUGACCGUGCUUCAGCAGCACGCCGCCUUCUUCGACCGCAACGGCGACGGCAUCAUCUACCCCUGGGAGACGUUUCAAGGCCUCCGUGCCAUAGGGUGCGGGCUCCCAGUAUCGUUCUUCGGCUCUAUACUGAUCAACCUCCUCCUCACCUUUCCCACUCAGCAGGGUUGGUUGCCUUCCCCUUUGCUCCCCAUCCAUAUCAAGAACAUCUACAAGGGCAAGCAUGGGAGUGAUUCUGAAUCCUAUGAUACUGAAGGGAGGUUUGAUCCAUCAAAGUUCGAUGCUAUAUUUAGCAAGUAUGGCCGAACGCAUCCGGAUGCUUUGACGUUAGAGGAAUUGUUUUCCAUGCUUAAAGGAAACCGCAAUAUGUAUGAUUUCGUUGGCUGGGUCGCUGCAGCCGGUGAAUGGCUGUUACUCUACAGUGUGGCGAAGGAUAAGGAUGGCCUGUUGCAGCGGGAGACUGUCCGGGGCGCUUUCGAUGGGAGCCUAUUUGAGCGACUGCAAGACAACAAGAAAUCCUCCUGAGUCCGGAAUGAGCCCUAGGAUUGCCCAGCUCAAGAAAUAGGGCUGAGAGUACAAAGCUGGAACUUCGCCAUUGGACUGUGCUUAUAAAAGAAACGCUAAAGCAUUAUAGAAAAUAAGAACUUGUAUCGUGGAAACAUCAUUACCUUGUGUGCUUUGUUUAUGAUUUGUGUUGAACAAAUUUGUGUUGUCACGCCAUUUUCUCCUCCUUUCAUCUCACAAAAGAAAUGCCUUGUUUUUGCGAA
Molecule: messenger RNA, 2321 nt
Organism: Panicum virgatum (switchgrass)
Lineage: Eukaryota; Viridiplantae; Streptophyta; Magnoliopsida; Poales; Poaceae
Product: peroxygenase-like
Exons: 7
Coding region: 1267-2079 (270 amino acids)
Molecular function (GO): monooxygenase activity; calcium ion binding
Source: RefSeq, a predicted model, not a curated record